Messenger RNA from Cannabis sativa, 1859 nucleotides. RefSeq lists its product as uncharacterized. Gene Ontology annotation, molecular function: RNA binding. The record is from RefSeq and is a predicted model, not a curated record. The transcript is spliced from 6 exons. Lineage: Eukaryota; Viridiplantae; Streptophyta; Magnoliopsida; Rosales; Cannabaceae. Bases 233 to 1717 code for a protein of 494 amino acids.
UAUUUCUGUGCAGAAUAAUCGAACCGACCCGAUUCGACCCGAUUUGAAGGGAGAGGGCUGGAAUAGGGCGAAACCUAAUUCAAUUUCUGAAUUUCCUCUCUCUUCUGUCGUCUUCUCCGCUACGUUGCCCUAGCCCUAGGGUUCCCAAUUCAAACCUUCCAUCUCAAAUUCUCAGCUCUCUCUCUUUCUCACUCUCUCUGAUUCCCGAUUUCAACCAUAGAAGCCACGUACAAUGGGGAAAAAUAAACCCAAGGACCCAGAAACCGCCUCAAAUACCGACGCUGUUUCUCCUCCGUCGGACAUUUUCAAAUCCCUCUUCGGAGACGCCGUUGCCAAAGACGGCUCCUUUUCAAUCUUCUCUGACGCUAACCCAUUCUUGAGAAAGCCCCAAGACCAAACUCAAGGGGAGGCUUCUGUGAACCCCAUUGAUGGCGCUUUCCAAAGCAUGGAUAUUGAUGAGCUGAAGAAGAGGAAGAGAAGCAAGGAGAAGAAAGAGAGGUUGCAGAGCUCUGAAUUGGGUGGGGACGAUGAUGGUGUGGUGACGGAGAAGAAGAAGAAGAAGAAGAGAAAGAGAGAUGAGUUAGAGAAAGAAUAUGAGGUGAGAAAGUUUGGGGCUGGAGUGGAUAAUGAAGUGGAUGAAGCUAAACGACCUGGUGGAAAAGUUGGGGAGAAGAGAAAGAAUGUGGAUAACCCAGCGGACAUGUUGGUAUCGAAAGAAGGUUUUGAUGAUGAGAGUAAACUUUUGAGGACUGUGUUUGUUGGGAAUUUGCCAUUGUCUGUGAAGAAGAAAGCUUUGAUUAAGGAGUUCACUAAAUUUGGGGAGGUUGAUUCUGUGAGGAUUCGUUCUGUGCCAAUCACGGAUACCAAGAAGCCAAGAAAGGGAGCAGUGAUUACGAAACAGUUUCAUGAAGCUGCUGACAGCGUUCAUGCAUAUGUUGUUUUCAAGACAGAAGAAUCUGCACAAGCUUCUUUGUCUCAUAAUAUGGCUCUGGUUGCAGGACAUCACAUCCGAGUUGACAGGGCAUGCCCUCCUCGCAAGAAGAUGAAGGGAGAAGAGAUUUCUCAUUUUGAUCAUAAGAGAACUGUUUUUGUGGGCAAUCUACCAUUUGAUGUAAAGGAUGAAGAAGUUUACCAAGUGUUUUGUGGUAUCAGUGAUAUGGGAUCCAGUGUUGAAGGGGUUCGAAUAAUCAGAGAUCCAAAUAAUAAUCUUGGAAAGGGUUUUGCUUACGUCUUGUUUAAAACAAAAGAAGCUGCAGCUGCAGUAGUUAGGAAACGAAAUUUGAAGCUUCGGGAGAGGGAGCUAAGGCUAUUUCAUGCGAAACCAGAUACUGCUACCCCAUCUAAGAGAAGUAACCCAACACCUGCAGAUAAAAGUAGCUCACCGUCCAAGAAGUUUCGGAGUUUCGAGACUGCGGUUGAUAGUAAAAAGGUAUUUUCAACUGUUUCUACAUCGUACCAGGGUCUGCGUGCUAGCAAAACUGGUGUCGAAAAGAAAGUAGCGAAAGCCAGAAGGCCAGAGAAGCCCAUCUUGACAACUAAGAAAGCAGUGGUUGAACGUACCCGUAAAGAUAAAAGACCAGCGGUUGCAGCCAGAAAGGCGAAAGCAAAGGCAACAUACAGUGGCGGUGCUUCAAAACAAGGAGGCAUGAAACGCAAGAUGGAUAGCCGGACUCCGGAUAGUUUCCACAAGAAUAAAAAAGCAAAGAAAGUUAGAUAGAAUACAGUUAAAAGGGGUUCUCAAUACUCUAUGCUAAUUUUAAAGGUCUGUUAUGUCUUGUAUUUUAUCAACUAAGCAAUUUGUUAAAAGGAAAUUCUGGGUUUUCGUUUCUUGAAUUAAAUACACCAAUUCUUUUAUGCUA